AUGGUGAAUCAAGAAGAUUCAUUUCAUGAAAUUCAAAGACCGACACACAGAGAUUCAUUUGCUUUCCCAAUAGUUAUCCGAAAUUCAUCAUCAAGAGAGAACAUUCCCUGGGAAUUAAAUUCAAGGCACAUUCUUGGCCCUGUGAGUGUUUUUGGCCCAAUACGAUGGCCUCCAUUGUUAGAACCAUCUCCAAAUACUCCACAAAAUUCCAUUCCAAAGGAAACAACCAAAAAAGCCCAUGAAAAGGACGAAACCGAUGGACACAAGUUUCUAAUGCACAAUUUGAAAAUUGAAAAUGACGAGCAUUCCCUUGAGAAUAUUGAGAUAGAAAGAUCAGUAAGGUCGGCAUUCUUGCAAAUGAUGGCUAUAGCAACAAUUCAGGACGAAAACUUCCAACUUCCAUAA
Molecule: messenger RNA, 405 nt
Organism: Clunio marinus
Lineage: Eukaryota; Metazoa; Arthropoda; Insecta; Diptera; Chironomidae
Source: the annotation of a GenBank genome assembly